Messenger RNA from Ceratotherium simum simum (southern white rhinoceros), 3287 nucleotides. RefSeq names its product nuclear transport factor 2 like export factor 2 (gene NXT2). The record is from RefSeq and is a predicted model, not a curated record. Gene Ontology annotation, biological process: nucleocytoplasmic transport. NCBI's taxonomy places the organism in Eukaryota, Metazoa, Chordata, Mammalia, Perissodactyla, Rhinocerotidae.
ACUUCCGGGAGAGAAUGGGCGGGUAGAGAAUUCCGUGCGUUUGGCGGGUUUUGCUGUGUUCCUAAAUACUUGCUCCUCCUGCAGCCGAGGGAGCCGGACACGUGAGGACGUAGUGACGCCGCCACUGGCUGAACAGGCUUUUUCGGGCACCCCGAUGGCCGUGUCUGUGGAUUUUAAAACUUAUGUAGACCAGGCGUGUAGAGCUGCUGAGGAAUUUGUCAAUAUUUACUAUGAGACAAUGGACAAAAGAAGACGGGCACUAACCAGGCUGUAUUUGGACAAGGCCACUUUAGUAUGGAAUGGAAAUGUUGUUACAGGGCUGGACGCCCUGACCAAUUUUUUUGAGAUGUUGCCUUCUAGUGAGUUCCAGGUCAAUAUGUUAGAUUGCCAACCAGUUCAUGAGCAAGCCACUCAGGCCCAGACUACAGUUCUUGUCGUGACCAGUGGAACUGUGAAGUUUGAUGGAAACAAACAACACUUCUUCAACCAGAACUUCCUGCUGACUGCUCAGUCUUCUCCUAACAACACUGUCUGGAAGAUCGCAAGUGAUUGCUUCCGUUUUCAAGAUUGGGCUAAUAGUUAAGGCGGCAAAAGUCCAUUCUCCUUUGGUCCAUUAGUUCCAGCAACAGAAAUUUAUGUGAAUUAAUUCAUUUCAUUGUGGAAGCACUAUAAACUAUUAUGUGCUGAAACUAAAUUUCUUUAAUAUGUUUUUAAAAUUCUGGCAGCACCUUUUCUAGCAGCUGCUGGUUUGAAUCGUUGCCCUUAAGAGCUUUAAUGCUAAUUUUUUACAUGCCUUAUAUACAUUUCACUAAUGAAAUUAUUAUAGUAAUAUUAAACACAUGAUUUCUAUACUAACAUACUCACUGUGAGCCCAGCCUAUUGCAAAAAUGAAAUCCUUUUAUAAUACUCUUUAUGGGACAUCAGCACAACAUAACUCUCUGGGAGGAAGUGAAGCAUUUUUUUCUUAUUAGGUUAAUUUUGUAGUAGAAUACAUACCUAUUUUCAGUAAACACUAGUAAUGUAGUUUUAAUGUAAGGUUUUUUCAAAUCAGUUCAAUGAAAACAUUACUAAUUUAGGUUUGCAUAACUACUCUGACCUAUUAGAAUUGCAUGUAGAGAUGUUCAGUAGUCUUUUUUCAUAUUAAGUAAUGUUUUUUAUGUUGGCAUGUUUUCUUAUGAAGUGAAGUAAUCUACUAGAGAGGGAUGAAAUGUUCUCAGUUGAUACCUGAGUGUUGGAUACACUCAGUGGCUUAAAAGCAAAACUUUUUAAAAAGCUUUUUCUUGGCAGCUCCGGGUCUAUAACUUUAGGUAAUGAAUGGUAGUAGGACUAAUAGCUCUAAUGGGAGAAUAAGGAGUGAGAAAUGUAGAGAUCCAAGGUUGGCCAAAAGUUGAGGGAUGGCCAAAUGGGUAAUUUUUGGUACUUUUCUACCUCCUAAAAAUGUAGCCUAUUUUUAGGAUUUAAGUCAUUAAGGUACUAAGCAUUCUUGCCAAAUGGUCAUGAGUGUCACUUUCGUUCUAAGAAUGAUUUUUAAAGGUUUUUCCAGUUCACCUCAUGUUUACCACCAAUAUAUGUCUCAAUUUAUUCCAGAACUUAGGGGGUAAAAUGUCAGCAAUAAGCCUGACCCUGCAGUAGGGUCUGACCGGAAAGUUGGGAACAAAGCCAUUGCUCUCUCUUUGGGACACCCUUAACUUGGAAGUCUUCCGUGUGAACUUCAGGCCAAAAGUCUCUUAUGUAUUACCGCCCCCCCACCCCCCGUAAGUGAUUUGUUGAUUUGUUUCCUGUGUUUUACACUAUCCACUGCGUGAUCUUUUCGUUACUUAUUUAAAGUAAAAAUUAUUUAAUUUUAUGAUUUGGUCUUCCAUAUGGCAUUGAGCAAAUAGGUCUGUUUUAAAACAUGUUCUUGUUAUGUGGCUAACUCUGUCUUUUUAAAUUAAAAAUAGAGAACAGCAGAUCUUCAUAAGCCCCAAACUUCAGAAGAACAAAUUAAUUCAUUUCAUGUCUCAACGUCUAAAGAGAAAUCUAGCUUCAGUUUUUAGUUACACUGUAAAUGUUUUUCCGUUCUUGUUUCCAUUCAUGUUUUUAAGGUAGGUGUGCCGGCUUUGUUUCUAUAUCGCAACUCAAAGUUAAUGUUUCUUAUCACUUAAUUUGAAAACCAGUAAUUCAUUUACUCUUGCACCAAACUACACAUUAUAUUUCUGAUAUAUUAACAAAAUAGAAUUAAAUAGGAGAAGGAGGUGGAACUGAAAUUUAGACCACACCUUCUUGUAGUACCGAUCAAAACUUACACGUUAUGUUCUAUUAGGAGUGAGCUUAUUCUAAUUUUGGAUUGGCUUUUUAAAACCACAGUUUUCACAGCAACCGAGCGUUCAAACACUGCCCUUUCCCCUAUGGAGAACAGUCUCGAGUAAAAGCUGCAUAUAAUUAGCAAUAAAUGAAUCGAGUGGUUGUAUACUAUUCCUGAAUUGUAUGUUUUAAGACUUGUAUGUGAAUUGCUUUUUCCAAACUGUAUAACUUUUAAAUGGCUGGAACUACUCUUAUAUGGACUAGACUAUUUUUGACAUGGACAUAUUUUUGUAACUUGAAAAAAUAAAAUAAAAUUUGCCUUGUGACAAGUUUUCUCAAGCUUGUUUUAAGGUCUUUUGGUUUUUUUAAGGCUCUAGAACAGGUAGUGGUUUCUUUACAAUAUAAGGUUUUUCAAGUUAAAAAAAGAAUAUUUAAAACAGUCGUUGAGAACUUGGACUUUGUCUUUUCACUAACCCACUUUUGUUGUUCCUCUUUUCCUACCAAAUAUUCACAUGUCUGAGAUCGCCUGUUUGGGGUAGCAGUGAAGUUUCUGGUGAGACGUUGGAAAUUUUAUCCUUGAGAAACUAGCCAAAGUGCUAUAUUCAGUAGGCAGUGAAACCAAGAGACAGUUGAUUUCCAGAAAGAAUGGUCCCUUUAACUUUAAUUCUACAUUAAAAAUAUGUCAACAGACACUUGGAGAGGAGUGAGAAGAGGCAACAGCUGUUGAAAUGAACUACUGUAUUUCAUCUCUUGAACGACACAGUUUUCAUAAUUUAAUAUCACUGAAAUUGGUAUGGAUCAUAAAUUGAUGCCAAAUCAUAGUUUAAUUGGCUUUUUUUUUCUUUUCCCAGUGGUACAUCAUAAAAUACUGCUGAGUCUCACAAUCAAUGGCAUCUUAGAUUGAUGAAAUACAGUAAUGAAUUUUGCGUAGAUAAAAAUGGUUAGGAGUUCCUUAGGUCUAAAUUUGUAGGCAUUACUGGAAGUAAAAGGCUCUAAAGGAGGCU